Messenger RNA from Oryza sativa Japonica Group (Japanese rice), 2527 nucleotides. RefSeq lists its product as uncharacterized. NCBI's taxonomy places the organism in Eukaryota, Viridiplantae, Streptophyta, Magnoliopsida, Poales, Poaceae. The record is from RefSeq and is a predicted model, not a curated record.
GCCAUUCCAAAGCGCCAUUUCCUCUCGCUUGCAAUCUCACCAUUAACAGGCUGUACCAGGAAGCAUCCAUUUCGAUCGCAAGAAGAAUAAUGGGUGAGAGCAGAGGCAGCAUUGCCUUCUUCGCGAGCUACAGGCCACCGGUGGCUCUGGACAUAUUCUGCUGCCCAGCUCCACCGUCUAGCCCGAAGGACGAGCUGCACCUGACGGACGGCGACUCCUACAACUACAACUGCCAGCCCAUCCCACCGGCGGCGCUCAAGACGGUCGUGGAGCGCCUCGGCGUGUCCCGCGGCGACGCCGUCGAGGGCGACAUCGAUUCCGGCCGCAUCACCGGCCUCGUCUUCGUCUCCGAGAGGGAGCACAACCUCGAGACGCUCCACAUCGCCCUGCGCUUCAACGACGACGGCGAGGUCCAGGUCUUCUCCCUGGCCGACGCCUAUGGCGGCGACGGCCUGUUCAGCGGCGCCCGCAUGGAGGACAGCGGCUGCAUUGCCGGCGGCUACGAGGUGGAUGGCCGCACGGUUGACCAUUACCUCGUGUAUGUGUCCACCAAGGAGCCAGUGCGAGAACGUCGCAGCCCGUGGAACGUCGCUUACAAGACCAAUCUUAGAACCGGCGAGACUGAACGCCUCACACCACCAGGAACAUUUGAUAUAAGCCCAUCUGUGUCACCAUCCGGGAAGAAAGUAGCGGUGGCUUCGUACCAAGGGAAGAAAUGGGACGGUGAGAUCAAGAACCUCAACACCAACAUCUACGUGAUGAGCUUGGAGAACCCGUCUCAGGAUCGCGAGCGGGUGAUCGAGAACGGCGGCUGGCCGUCGUGGGGCAGCGAGGACGUGAUCUUCUUCCACAGGAAGGACGGCGACGGGGAGAACAGCUGCUGGGGCGUGUUCCGGCACACCCUGAGCACCGGCGAGACCGUCCGGGUGACGCCGGCGGCGUUCGACUCGGUGACUCCGGCGGCCAUCGACGAGACCAGGGUGGCGGUGGCGGCCAUCCGCCAGAAGUCCGAGUUCAGUGAUGUCCGCGUCGAGGCACAGUACAGGCACAUCGAGGUGUUCGACAUGAGAUCGCCGGAGCAGCCGAUGCAGAUCACCCGGAACACCAGGCCAAAGGCCGACCAUUUCAACCCCUUCGUGAUGGACGGUGGCAAGUUCAUUGGUUACCACCGUUGCAAAAGCGAGCUCCUCCAGCACGGCGAUGAUCUCCCGAGAAAAUUUCACAAGCUGCAAUCCCCACACGAAGAUGUCGGUGUGUUCAGGGUGUCCGGUGUGUUCCCAACAUUUUCCAAAGAUGGUUCUCAGCUUGCCUUCGUUGACAACGAGUUCAAAUCCGUGUGGCUGGCCGAUAGCCAAGGGAUGCGUGUCGUCUUCAAGACUGAUGGCCCAGACAGCGUCUUCUCACCGCUGUGGAAUUCCAAGAAGGAUAUACUCUAUGUGUGCAUGGGACCUUCUUUCAAAGCCAGUGAAACGUUGGAGAUCCAUUCCAUACACAAUGUAUCCACUGGUGACCGGAAGUCGCGGCAGCUCACGUUCGGAGGAUUCAACAACGCCUUCCCUUCCACCAAUCCAGACGGAACGAAAUUUGUUUUCCGGUCGACAAGAGAUGGAGGGGCAAAGUACAGCAAGAACCUGUACAUAAUGGAGGACGCCGACGCCGGAGAAGGCGAGGAUGGCAGCCAGUCGACGGUGACGCGGAUGACCGCCGGCGAGUGGACGGACACGCACUGCCAGUGGUCUCCGAACGGGAAGUGGAUCGUGUUCUCGUCGAACCGGGACAGGCCGGCGGACGCGCCGGAGCGCGACCACGGCCUCGACCCGGGCUACUUCGCCGUCUACCUGAUGGACGUGGCGUCCCGGUCGGUGGUGAGGGUGAUCAGGAGCGGGUACGACGUCGCCGGGCACGUGAACCACCCGGUGUUCAGCCCGGACGGGCGGAGCAUCGCGGUGACGUCCGACCUCGCCGCGGUGACCGCCGACCCGAUGUCGCUGCCGCUCUUCCUGCACUCCGUCAGGCCCUACGGCGACAUCUUCACCGUGGACAUCGACCCGGACGACAUGGCGAGGAACGAGGACGUGGAGGGGUUCGUCCGCGUCACGCACAGCCGGUACGAGAACUCCACGCCGGCGUGGACCGUGUUCUCCACGCACGACCCGCACGCGCAGUGGAACCUCCUCGUCGUGGAGGACGAGCACGUCCCGUCGUGCCCGUACGCGCAUCCGGACGGAGGCGAGAGUUGGCACAUGACCGGCCAGAUUUGCAUCCCCAAAAGGCACUGUUAAUUCUCUCGCCAUUGCAUUACUACGUUUCUUGUUUAGAAGCGUUGUUGUUUGUUUAACGUACGAUAUUUAUUAUCUGAAGACGUUUUCAGCAUUUGCUUGGAUGUACAACGUGUGUAUGAACUGUUUGCGAUGUAAUAUUUGUUUAUUUGCUUGAGAUGUACUUUUUUCUUGUCAGUAAGACUUUUGCAUAAAUCGAAAAAAUAAUCACACGAGUGUAAUACUACGAAUUUUGUUGUUAGAACAAA